Molecule: messenger RNA, 1469 nt
Organism: Postia placenta MAD-698-R-SB12
Lineage: Eukaryota; Fungi; Basidiomycota; Agaricomycetes; Polyporales; Adustoporiaceae
Exons: 11
Coding region: 145-1227 (360 amino acids)
Biological process (GO): water transport; glycerol transmembrane transport
Cellular component (GO): plasma membrane
Molecular function (GO): glycerol channel activity; water channel activity
Source: RefSeq, a predicted model, not a curated record
GACCAUUCCUCUCGCGUUACCUAACAGUCCCGGUCUUUAGCUGCGUCUCCGCUUCUGUUUCUGACCGGUCGGCUGCGUACAUAAAAUUACGCAUUCUUGGCGACGUUCUCGGCCAGCGCACAUCCCGAUUCCCCUGCUUCUAUCAUGGCGCCUACUGUCGGACGUGACCACGAGAUGGCCUCCACCUCGCUUAAAGACAAUCCCAAGCAUCGCCGGUCCUUAAAUAAUUCCAACAAGGCAUCCACCGAGCACGUCGAAAACUCUGACGCUAUGAUUGAGGAUGGUGCCUCCACGACCGACAGUGAUGGCACCACGAUACAUUACACCAAGUAUCCAAACAGAUGGUCCAGAGUCAGGGAGGUUCUCCGAGAGCCUGCAGCAGAAUUCUUUGGCACAAUGAUCCUCAUUAUCUUCGGCAAUGGUGUCGACUGUCAAACGGUACUGUCUACGAGCACCAAAGUCUCGGCGUCCCCGAAAGGAGACUACCUGUCUUUGAACUUCGGAUGGGCAGUCGGCACCGCGUUGGGCGUCUGGGUCUCCGGCGGCGUUUCCGGAGGGCACAUCAACCCCGCCGUUACCCUCGCGCUCGCGACCUUCCGCGAUUUUCCCUGGAGGAAGGUGCCAAUCUACAUGUUUGCGCAGCUCAUGGGUGCGCUGUGCGGUGCUGGUAUCAUCUACGCCAACUACAUCCACGCCAUCGACCUCUUCGAGGGUGGUCGGCACAUCCGGACCGUUCCAGGGACGGCGAGUCUAUUUUCGACGUAUGCGGCUGAUUACAUGACGCCCGUUUCUUGCUGGUUCGAUGAGUUCAUUGGAACGGCAUUCCUGUUGAUCGUUGUUUGUGCCAUCACCGACCGCAAGAACGGCCCUCCGCCGCCCGGCCUGGUUCCACUUGUUCUGUUCAUUACUAUUCUCGGUAUCGGUGCUGCUUUGGGGAUGCAGACGGGCUACGCAAUCAAUCCCGCGCGUGAUUUUGGCCCGAGACUUCUUACCGCGAUGGUUGGCUACGGCAGAGAAGUAUUCAAUUUCCGACACCAAUACUGGCUGUGGUGUCCAAUUAUUGGCCCCUUCGUUGGCGCGUUGGUUGGUACCUUCAUCUACGACGCGUUCCUCUUCACGGGUGCGGAGAGCCUGCUCAAUCGGCCAGAUGCGAGAGCACGUGCUCACCACGAAAGGGCCAUGUCCGCGGAACGUCAAAAGCCCAUCGCCGGCGUCGAGAUCGUAUAAUCGCUCUUUGCGCCUGCGGUAUUAAACUGUCUGUCCCCACGUAUCUGCCACCGCCUUCCUGUCUUUGCUCUUUGGGUGUUUAGUCUACUCUCAGGUAAUGUGUUAUACUCUGGCACUGAGAUUUCGUAGUGGCUACUACUGUACUAUUACCUUUUACGACGCGGACCGUGCGGUCGCUUGCUCACGAUGUACUGCAACGGAUGUGUUACACGACGCUUUUAAUGCAUCUGAAUGUCUGUUUU